AUGGACGAGUCGAUCGAUCCGGCCGAGAAGCGGCUCAAUGAGCUUGGAUACAAGCAAGAGCUUAGAAGAAAGAUGACGUUAUUUAAAACACUAGCGAUUUCGUUUUCGACGAUGACGCUUUUCACGGGGAUCACUCCGCUGUACGGUCCGAGUCUGCUGUACGCGGGGCCCGCAACUCUUGUUUGGGGUUGGGUUAUCGUCUCUUUCUUCACUUGGUUCGUCGGAUUCGCCAUGGCCGAGAUUUGCUCCUCUUUCCCGACGACCGGAUCGCUGUAUUUUUGGGCUGCACAUUUAGCCGGCCCGAAGUGGGGCCCGUUUGCAUCGUGGUGCUGCGCUUGGCUCGAAACAAUCGGCCUGAUUGCCGGCAUAGGAACACAGGCCUACGCGGGAUCACAGACUCUGCAGAGCAUCAUAUUACUGUGCACCGGCACAAAUAAAGACGGAGGAUACCUCGCCCCUCGAUGGCUAUUUCUCUGCAUGUAUAUGGGCCUCACAAUUAUAUGGGCUGUGCUCAACACAUUUGCGCUCGAAGUCAUCGCCUUCAUCGACAUCAUCUCGAUAUGGUGGCAGGUAAUUGGGGGAUUAGUGAUUGUGAUCUUGCUUCCCCUCGUAUCGCUGACUAGGCAGUCUGCUUCGUACGUAUUCACUUCAUUCGAAACAGCACCUGAGUCGACCGGAAUAUCUAGCAAACCAUACGCAGCGAUUCUCGCUCUUCUCGUGAGUCAGUAUUCUCUAUACGGGUACGAUGCCGCCGCGCAUUUGACCGAAGAAACAAAAGGUGCCGACAAAAAUGGACCUAUAGCAAUUCUCGCCAGCAUAGGCAUCAUUUCAUUGUUUGGAUGGGCAUAUAUUUUGGCUCUUACUUUCAGCAUUCAGGAUCCUGCAUAUCUGUUUGACACGUCUAACGAAACCGCGGGGGUAUUCGUGCCGGCUCAAAUAUUGUACGAUGCGUUUUACGGGCGGUAUCAAAGUUCGACGGGGGCAAUUAUUUUAUUGUUUAUAAUAUGGGGUUCCUUCUUCUUUGGUGGACUCUCAAUAACCACUAGUGCAGCUAGAGUGGUAUACGCUCUAUCAAGAGACAAAGGAGUCCCAUACUCACAAAUAUGGAGAAAACUACACCGAAAGCACAAAGUACCAUCAAACGCCGUAUGGCUCUGCGCCGCCAUCUGCAUCCUCAUGGGACUGCCGAUCUUGAAAGUCAACGUGGUCUUCACCGCCAUAGCUUCCAUCUGCACGAUCGGCUGGGUCGGCGGCUACGCCGUACCAAUCUUCGCCAGAUUGGUAAUGGCGGAGAAGAAUUUCAAUCCGGGCCCAUUUUAUUUGGGCCGAGCAAGAAGGCCCGUUUGCUUGGUUGCCUUUCUCUGGAUUUGCUACACUUGCUCGGUUUUCCUGCUGCCGACUUAUUAUCCAAUCACGUGGAAUACAUUCAACUACGCGCCGGUUGCUUUGGGUGUUGGGUUGGGAUUGAUAAUGCUUUGGUGGGCUGUUGAUGCAAGAAAAUGGUUCAAGGGACCUGUUAGAAAUAUCGAUAAUAUUAUUAUUCCCAACAUUAAAGUUUAAUUAGUAUUUAGUACUAGGUUUUAUUAUCCAGAUUGAUUUCUUUCUU
Molecule: messenger RNA, 1606 nt
Organism: Erythranthe guttata (spotted monkey flower)
Lineage: Eukaryota; Viridiplantae; Streptophyta; Magnoliopsida; Lamiales; Phrymaceae
Product: amino-acid permease BAT1 homolog
Biological process (GO): amino acid transport; transmembrane transport
Cellular component (GO): membrane
Molecular function (GO): transmembrane transporter activity
Source: RefSeq, a predicted model, not a curated record